GUUUACUACUUCAAUUAGGCUGAAUCCAAAUGAGCCUUGUUCAUGUUGUUGUUUAUCAAGGAAUUCCAGGAAUAAUCCCAUCCCACUGAGCCAGGGUAAAUCCAAGAGGUCCAUUUGACAAAGGGUGAACCGACCGGCUGCUUGUCUGCUCAAAAUCAGAGAGCAGGAACAUCAUCGAUCAGAUGGCAGUGCUGUGGAGCCAAGCGUGAUGACGUCAGCCGCAAGGUGAGAAGGAUAACGUGGUCCCGGCGGGGAGAGCUGCAGCCUCCCUCCACUCCUCGCAUCUUCUAUCUGUCUGUUUUCACUGCUCAGCUCUGAACUCUUCUCUACUGCCGAACCACAUGGAAGAGAAAUUCGUCCUGCUGUCCACAGACUCCCCGCGCGCCGUGAGCUCCGACGGAGUUCUUUCAGGCGGAAUGCUCUGCUUGCCAAGAGAUGGAUGAGCAGGGCCGCGAAGCUGAGCUGCCUGUCACAUGCCAUCUGCAAGGUCAAGGGAGGAUGUGCCCUCACGUUCUACACACCUUUUCCUCCAUACCAAUCUGUGAGCUAAGGAGGAUUGGCAGAUAAAGCGAGAGAAGACUUGCCUUGCCAGGAACAAUUAAAAACAUCCAAGACAGAUUAAAAUACCUUGAUCUGUGGUUUUGUUGGACUAAAUUCCAACUUCCCACUGUGGAAUUUACGGAUACAUAAAUGUAACAAUGCUCCUGUUGAGUAGAGCUGUAAAAACUGUUGGUCAUAAAGAUAAAAGUUACUAAUUUACAACAAUGUAGGAUGAAGACACUGAUCUUUUAACACUUUCUACCAAACACAUGUACUGAGUAAAACCAUUUAAAGAUCCGCUGAGUAAAACAAUACACAAGGGAGCAUCCCUGUGGUUUAUUUAAUCUGUGUUAAUCUGUUCAAGUCUUAGAAACGCUUGAAAGAGUGCCAGAGUGUGGAGACAGCUGCAUCUUAAAGCAAAGACUACAUCCGUCCCACCAGAUGUCUUUCACUUAGAUCUUUCUGUGUGGGGUAUGUCCAGUUCUGACAUUAGAUACAACAAAACGUCAAAUUAUUGCACAGAAUGGAUCAUCUCUGACAAACUUCGUAGUAUUUCUAGUAAGCUUCAAACUACUCGGAUACUUAGCAAAAAUAAAACCUUUUUAGGCGUCCAAGCUUAAGAUACCUUUCGGUUUUGUUUGUAAGGUUUUCUGAGUUAGCUUAAAAGUAUUUUGUCCCGUCAAGAGUGAGACAUUAGGAUUCAUGACAUGCUUUUAAAAAUAUUUCUUACUCUCAGUUUCAUCGUGUAUUUAUACCCUAGACAGUCUGUUCAUUCAAAUGCUAUGCAUAGUUUGUGUUUUUAAAAAGAUACAGACCUUUUCAAAAUAAUUCGAAUUGGAUGGAAAAUUUUAUUUAUUUAUUUUUUUAUUCUGUCCAAAAAUUAUACUUUCAUAGAAUAUAGAUUCAGGGCCCAUUUACUAAUUGAUUUCAAGAUUUUAUUUAGUUUUUUAUUUUUAUUUUUAUUUACAUUAAUUGAGGUUCCAAGCUCAUAAAACCAACUAAAACAGGAUUCCAGAAAAUCACAAUAUGGUGGAGAAAUCACAGUUCUUAAUUUUUUGUAUAAAGAUAAAGGCAGAUAGUAUGAUCACGUCAAUCAAAAUAAAGUAUUUUCAAAAUUAUAUGUCCAUCUUCAGUACUUCAGUAGUAUGGUAGGGGUCAGGUCCUGCCAGAAGAGGAAAUCUCCAUCCAGAUCCUCAGAAGAAGAAGAAUUUAUGAAGUUCUCUAGAACAUUCCGCUAGACUGUUGUGGUGAUUUUGGAUUGAAGUAACCAGAGUUUACCAACAUCAGUACUAGACAUUGAACCCCAAUUUAAGCCUUACACUUGACCUCCAGCAGGUUGGAUUCAGCUCCUCACCAGUCUUCCUCCAAACCCUUGGACUUUGAUUCCCAAAUGAAAGAUACUUUACUUUCACCAGUACUUUGGACCAUUGUUCUUCUUGGUCCAGUGGAGACGUUUCCUCUGUUUGAGUGCUUGACCAAAGGGACCUGACAGUUGUAGUUCAUCUCCUGAAAGUGUUUGAAUGUGGUGGUUUUUGAAGCCGUUUCUCCACCUCUUUCCACUCUUUCUGGAUGUCUGCAGGUUCUUGAAUCUUCUCCUUUUGAUAAUCCGCUGAAGCCCACGGUCAUCUCUUUUACUGAUGCAUCUUCUCCUGACUUUCUGUUGGUCUGUUUGGGCACAGCACUUGAACAGCCAGCCUCCUCAGACUAUGAACUUUAGUGGCUCACUCAGACUAUGGUUAAUGGUCUUCUGGACAGUUCUCAAAUCUGAAGUCUUCCUCAUAACGUACCAAACUGAGACAAUUCUUGUUCUUCAGGUCUUGUUUAUAUGGUGGUUGACAAACAGCAGAAUGGUUCAUCACCUGUUCUGGAGUGAAGGUCGAAGACUUUAUUAUAUCAACCGAGACAAUUGAACCAAACUGAACCAGUUUAUUUGGGGAACUUGUGCGUGGGCUUUGAGUUUAGUCUAGAACUAGUUGGUGAAACUUUGCUUAAAAAAUUGUAACCUGCAAACUUUGGAUAUAUAUCUCAGGAAUAUUCUAAUAUUUUGAAAUCCCGUUUUUAUGGGAAUUAUGAGAUGAAGCCCCAAUUUACAUAAAAGUAAACAAAUACUUGAAAUCAAUUAAACAGUAUAAUCUAUGAACAUUUAAUAUUUUGAAUGAAAUUAUGGAAAUGAAUACAUUUUUCCAUGAUAUUCUAUUUUUUGGAAAUAGUCUGUACAAAUAGUCCAAAGAAUAUUAGAUCUUUAGCAUUCAGGUGAUGUUUUAAAUAAGUCAGUUUUGUAGUAUCAAUACAUAUUCUGUUUCACAAUGUUCUGUAUUUAACACAAGAGUCAUGCAGUGGAGAAUAUUACACUUACCCCCUUUUUGGCUUUUUAGUUUGUCUUUUUUUAUUUUUGUGUGUAAUUUUUAACCAAAAUUUUAGUGAGAACACUCUUAUCUGAAGAAAAUGUUUGAGAAAUGAUCUAUUUGCCUCCAAUGGUUCCUCACAUUUAUUGUCUCUGUGAAUAAAUUAAAAGUAAAAAAUGUUUGUAGGAUACAAGUUGCAGCUGAGCAUAAGCUUUAGUCAGAAUACAGGAGCAGGGAUACAUACAGUAUAUCUGCAUAAACUCAGUAAAUGAAAGUCCAAACAGGUUGCUGUGAUCAUUUUAAACGUCCUGCACUUUUCUUAACACCCAAGGCACUCCCUAAAAUACCAAGAAUUGGAGCCAAAAUUAAGAAGCACUCUUUCCAGAAGAGGGUGAAACAUUGUAAAUAGUCAGUCCAACUUGCAGCUGCUAUCGCCUCCGCUCCAUCCACUCUGACGGCAGUUCCAGCCCUGUCCAUACCAACCAUUCAUAUCAUAUUUUCCCUGUCUGUCCCAGCGACCCAGCCCCCCGUGCAGACCUCUUUUCCUGCCCCAGGAUGCAAUGUAGUGACGUGCCAGCCAACACAAGCAGACUGUCCUUGCUCUCAUGUGGUUGCGCACUGAGGAGAUUACAAGGAAGCAGCUUGCCAGUGGCAGGCAGCUGCUGUUUCCUACAGCUCUCAGCAGUUUGGGGGGGAAAGCUGCAGGAUGCCAUGGGGGAGACGGGGCUCAGCGGCUCUUCUGCUGCUGCUCUCCGGCAAGGCUCUCGGACGGGCCAAAGCCAGAGAUCCCAGCCCCACCGAGAUGAGCGUGGAGCCCUGGGCCUGCCCGCAGGACCAAACGGCUACUGAGCAAGCACAGAGCACACAGCCCUCCCAGGACCAGGAGCAGCAUCUCGACAAACUGUGCCUGGACUCAUUCUGGAGUGAAGUUGAGACCAUCCGACAGGGGAGUGGCGACACAGACCUCGACUGCUCCAGGAGAGACUCUAGACAGUCAGAGGAGGGAGAACAAGAGGAGCAGUGGCUGGCUGAUGCCGGAUUAUCAACCCUUAUCCAGGAUGACAGUGAGGAUGUAGAUAACGUGGUGCUGCUGUCCACUUUGACCAGGACACAGGCUGAGGCUGUGAAGCGUCGGCUGGAUUCCUACACCCUCCGCAAAAAGGACAAACCGCCACCCCGGGACGUCCGCGAGAUCUUCAGGCCUCCGAUAGCUCAGACCCUUCUGCCCGAGUCUAAAAACAGUGAAGAGCUGGAAAAAGGAAUAAUGGCUUCGGUAACCAAAACACCAAUGUCAGUGACACCGGAACAUCAUCGCAGUGCCCCCAAAGAGGAAUUCUUAUUCACAGACGUGGCUUACUGUGAACAGGCCGUCAUCUUUCUAAAGCAAGCCAAACUGCCGCAGAAUAACAGCCAGAACAGCCAACGCAGGAAAGACGACGGCACGCUUCCUAUGGUGGUUUGCCCAAAGUGCCGUCUAGGUGUUACUCGUAUUCAGGACCUUUCUCCUGCUGACAUGAAGAAGGUGCGCCAGUUGGCCCUCAUUGACUUGACAGCACUGUGUGACCUUCUGGAGCUAGAGGUCAAAAGGCACAAAACGACAAAAAGAAAAAUCCCAGAUAACUCACUGUUCGGGGUGCCGCUGGCUACGCUGCUGGAGAAUGAUCAGAAAAUUAAACCAAACGCUACGAUUCCAUUCUUCCUGCAAAUAUUGUUGUCAUUCCUUGAGAAGAAAGGAAUUGAUUCAGAAGGGAUCCUGCGGGUUCCAGGAUCUCAGUCCAGAAUUAAGCUGCUCCAACAGAACUUGGAAGCCAAAUUUUACUCUGGGCACAUCAGCUGGGAUGAAGUGAGUCCAAAUGACGCUGCUGCGCUUCUAAAGAAGUUCAUCCGAGAACUGCCGGCUCCUCUGCUCACCGCAGAGUAUCUGAACUCCUUCAGCGCUGUCAGAGAAAUCACAGAGCUGAAGCAGAAGCUUCACAUGUUAAACCUGCUAGUUCUGCUGCUGCCAGAACCCAACAGGAACACACUAAAGGCCCUGCUCGAGUUCCUCAGUAAGGUGGUUUCCAGGGAGAAAAAGAACAGGAUGAACCUGUGGGCCGUGGCAACCAUCAUGGCUCCCAACCUGUUCCUCCAUAAGGCCGUCCCCAGCAGGCUGACCGAAGGAGCAGAGAAAGGGCAGGCGGAGAAGGCGGCUGAUGUUAUGAGGCUGCUCAUCCGCUACCAAGACCUGCUCUGGACGAUCCCAAAUUUCCUUGUGAGCCAGGUGCGUAAGCUGAAUGAGAACAGUAACAGGCGUUACCAGUUCUACGAUCGGCGCUUCAAGAACCUGCUGAGGAAGAUUCACACAGACAACAGAGAAAAACCUGAGAAAAGCAACUCGGAGCCCUGCCGUACAGUGAAGAUCCAGAAUGGAGAUCAGGAGAGCGGAACCAUGGAGUUCCAGCUCAACAUGAACUCUCGAGCCUCAGACCUGCUCAGCCAGUUUCAGCGCCAGUUCCUCCUCAGCCCUGAAAACGGAAAAGGCAAAACACGAAAAAACGGUUCGGUGGUGUACCCAGAUUGCGCGUUGUACGAAGUAGGAGGAAACAUCGGUGAGCACUGUCUAGAUCCAGACACACACCUACAGGAUCUGUACAACAGCAACCCUGGAGGGGAAUGGGUCAUAAAGAUGAAGCCCAACGCAGGCAAAGGGCCGUGAAGACGCAAAGAGCGAUGAGGAGAAUCCUCUCUUGUUUAUCCUCUGAGCAACAAGCAAGAAGGAGCCAGAUGGAUGGCGCAGAAACCGACACAAAAGGAGUUUGCCUGGAGCAGACCCCUCCAAACUGUCUGCAGUCCCCACUCCCUGCCCCUUCUGCUCCCCUCUAUUUUUACUUCUCGUCAUCCCUCGGAUCGUCGCUGGUCUCCUGCAUUACUGCAAGCUAUAAACUGCCUGUGUGACUCAUUGCCUCCCAGAACCUGCUGAAGGAGAAAAAAAAGAGGAAAUGAGAUGGACAGCAUCACUGGACCGUCUUUUCCUCCACAUAUUUUCACCAAAGCAAUCAUGUCCGAGCGCGAGAAAACAGAUGGGGAUGCAGAGCACCUCUGGCUAUACCGAGCUUCAGUCACCUCCCCCAUCCUCACGCCAGCUUCACAUCAGUAUACACACGUGUCCUCAAAGACGUUUAAUCCACAUGGAGGGAAAAAAACAACCGUAGUAUUUAUUCUUUGUACAUUUUUCAUUUUUUGUACAUGUAACUUGAUCUUAUGACAGGAAACAAAGAGGUGGUUUUAAAUGUAUCUGAUAAAAGAAAAAGCAGAGUAAAUUGCAUUAUAAAAAGAAAUCAGCCAGAAGAAGAAGGAGUCAAUCUGGCUUUACUCUCUGUAAACAUGCCAUUAUUCCUGAUCAAUCAGUUAGUCAACCUUUUCAAUCACCCUCUCCUUCCUGCUCCCGUGUGUCGAGUGUGCAGCUUUGAAGAUGAAGUAAACAAAGAGCCGGGGCCUCCGAGCGCCCGCUCCUCGCUUGAUUCCUGCCAUUCAAAGAGGAAAUGAGACCCGAUGAACUGAUACCUCUUAAUGCAAGGAACACUGCGAUCUCUGCUGUUUGAGGUCGCCUGACCUUCACACAACGGUGCUCAAAGCAUACAAAAAAAGACCUUUUUUUAUCUUCCAACACCAAGGGAUUUGGUGUCACAACCUCAAGGAGUUAUCGCACCUCUAAAGGGAGUUUGUACAGAUGCACAGUGAAGCUGGUCUUCAGUUCUCAGUGUUUGAAUGGGAGCGCUCAUGUGACUCAUGGGGCACACCAGGACGAUAAAUAAUAUUUAUAUGAAUGUAAUACCGUUGAUGCUUUUGUAGUUUGUGUUGUGUAAGGUAGAAUGUGAAGUGUAACUGUUUGUCUACUCAGUUGCCCAGUCUGGAACUGUGUGUAUGUGUGCAAGUUUUUCAGCAAACAUGUUUUUUUUUUGUAUGAAUUUCUGUUAUUUGGAUCAAUUUCUCUGUAAAUAUUUAAUUGUAUACUUUUGGCUGAAAGAAGAAAUCACUGCAGGUUUUUUUUUGCUGUCACCUCAUCGCUUCGAGAAGCUUUUCUGAUAAUAAACAUGAGCAGCAGACUUGA
This is a messenger RNA of Oryzias melastigma (Indian medaka), 6975 nucleotides long. RefSeq names its product rho GTPase-activating protein 40. Gene Ontology annotation, cellular component: cytoplasm. The transcript has 16 exons. NCBI's taxonomy places the organism in Eukaryota, Metazoa, Chordata, Actinopteri, Beloniformes, Adrianichthyidae. Gene Ontology annotation, molecular function: GTPase activator activity. Gene Ontology annotation, biological process: regulation of actin filament polymerization; regulation of small GTPase mediated signal transduction; signal transduction. The coding region runs from base 3592 to 5580 and encodes 662 amino acids. The record is from RefSeq and is a predicted model, not a curated record.